Molecule: messenger RNA, 1003 nt
Organism: Coffea arabica (coffee)
Lineage: Eukaryota; Viridiplantae; Streptophyta; Magnoliopsida; Gentianales; Rubiaceae
Cellular component (GO): intracellular anatomical structure
Molecular function (GO): pyridoxal phosphate binding
Source: RefSeq, a predicted model, not a curated record
CAAUUUCACCAGAAAAUGAGAUUCAGAAAUUAAUCUGCUCAGAAAAAAAAGAACUUAUUGAUAAUAUGAUAGACAGAAAAAGAACCUGGGACAGACUUUGGUCAUGUCUGCUACAGUUGUAGAGGGCGUAGCUGCCACGGCCCUCAGGUCAGUUCUCCACCGUGUACGGCAAGCUGCCGAGCAAUCCGGUCGCCAUGCUGAAGAUGUCAGGGUAGUAGCUGUAGGCAAAACAAAGCCAGUCUCUCUUAUUCAGGAAAUCUAUGACGCAGGUCAUAGGUGCUUUGGCGAGAAUUAUGUUCAAGAAAUCAUUGAUAAAGCUCCGCAGCUUCCUGAUGACAUUAGGUGGCAUUUCAUUGGGCAUCUGCAGAGCAAUAAAGUGAAGUCACUUCUUGCUGCCAUUCCUAAUCUAGCAACAGUUGAGGGUGUAGACAACACAAAGGUUGCAAAUUAUCUAGAUCGUGAAGUUUCAAGGCUUGGGCGUCCACCUUUGAAGGUGUUUGUCCAAGUGAAUACGAGUGGAGAAGCAUCAAAAUCUGGUGUAGAGCCAUCAGAUAGCAUAGAGCUUGCAAAGCAUGUCAGGCUGGGUUGUCCAAAUCUUGAGUUCUCUGGUUUAAUGACCAUAGGCAUGCCAGAUUACUCCUCAACUCCAGAAAACUUCAAGACUCUAUUCAAGUGUAGAACUGAGGUCUGCAAGGUGCUAGGGAUGGCUGAGUUCCAGUGCGAGUUGUCAAUGGGCAUGUCUAAUGACUUUGAACAAGCAAUCAAGAUGGGCAGCACCAACGUGAGAAUUGGAUCAACAAUAUUUGGACCAAGAGAAUAUCCAAAGGGUCAAUAGAUUUACAACUAAUAGUAUCUUUGCUGCAUCACUUUUGUCAUGCUAUAUUUAUUAGCUUUCUGAUAGAUCCAACAUGUUCAUUGACCUGCAAUCAGUUAAUUCAAUUGAAUUAUCCUGCGAAGACCAGAUGCUUAUGGAUGUGUUGGUACUUGGUACUGGUGUGGUCAC